Messenger RNA from Colletes gigas, 3221 nucleotides. RefSeq names its product solute carrier organic anion transporter family member 1A5 (gene Oatp33Eb). Gene Ontology annotation, cellular component: membrane. The transcript is spliced from 9 exons. The record is from RefSeq and is a predicted model, not a curated record. Bases 134 to 3163 code for a protein of 1009 amino acids. Lineage: Eukaryota; Metazoa; Arthropoda; Insecta; Hymenoptera; Colletidae. Gene Ontology annotation, molecular function: protein binding. Gene Ontology annotation, biological process: sodium-independent organic anion transport; transmembrane transport.
CUUGUCCGUAUCAUCAUGUGAUUGCGCGACCAUUUUUAUGGUUGCACCAGUUACGAAAAGCAGUACGUUCCAGUGGCGUGUUGUGAAUAAAAGUAGGCGCUGAUCGGUCGACGGACCGAUUUCUCGUUGAAGAAUGACCAUACAUCUUCAAGAAGUGGUGAGAUCGGAAGUAGAAGGUGGUUUGUCAGGACCAGCCAAUCCGAUACCAAGUCAAUCGAUAGACUGCGGUUGUGCACAAUUACCAUGCCCGAAAUUAGCAAAAUUUGCAACCAGACGACUCUUCGUUGGACUGAUGUCGUGGGUCGGUUUGGUUCAGACUGCUGCGUACGCAUAUUUUUACGUAUCCGGCCCCACGAUAGCAAGAAAAUUUCAAUUCGAUCCUUACAUAAUGGAAUGGGUCCUUGUAAUAUCAGAUUUGACACCCUUUCUUUUUGGAUUACUCGUCGCAUAUUGGGGCGAUAGGAUCCAUAGAGUGGCCUGGAUCGGUGGUAUAGUUCUUUUACAAAGUGUAUCAUAUUUCAUCAUGAUAAUUCCUCAUCUGACGCAUCAAAUCAAGGUCGUCGAAGAUACAAACAACGUCACGCACAUGUCGUUAUACGCAGACGACCAUCGAGAACUGUGUUCGCCAGCCUUGUCUAGAAUAAUUGCAAAAGAUGACGAAUCCUGUUACUUCACGUUCGCUAUGAUCGUGGUCGUGCAAAUUAUGGCGGGAGUGGCGAACGUUGCAUACUUUGCCUUGGGUAUUUCUUAUUUAGACGAUAAUACGAAAAAGAAGCAUGUGGCUGCUUUCAUCGGUGUCAUUAUCGCUGUGAAAAUCGUCGGUGUUCUUUUGGGGUACAUUCUGGCGUGGGGCUGUCUCAGGAUAGACGCAGUAACCUUGACUACUAUAGACUCGUACAGAGACCAGAUUGGAGCAUGGUGGCUAGGAUUUCCGAUUCUCACAAUAUUAUUGAUAGUUCCUGGUUUAUUACUCUCAUGGUUCCCCAGAAUGCUGCCAUCAGAGGUCGUUGAACAGGCUGCAGCUUCAUUAUUAAACAGUUCUAGCAGAUAUAAUCGAGGGUCUCGAAGAUCGAUCACGAAGAAAGUUGGCGGUACGAAUUUCUGGCCAUCGUUGAGCAGAUUAUUCGUUAAUAAAAUUUUAAUAUGCAACGUCCUGGCCUGCGCGCUCUACAUUAUGGCGAUCGUGAAUUUCAUGGGUUACGAGAACCUUAUUAUGCAAUCGAGAUUUCACGUACCGAAGCCAAUCGGACUGAUGCUCGGUUUCAAUGAUCCAAUGUACUCGAGGAUGGUAGCGAACAUUUUAAAACCAAUACUAAUUGGCUUGAUUGUGAUACUCACUGGCCUAGUAAUAACCAAAGCAAAACCCAGCGCCAGAAGCGUCGUCGGAUAUGGCGUCGUCGUUUUAAUUUUAUCGGCUGGAAUUAUUUUCUCGUUGACCGCCACAGCUUGCGAAAAGAAUCCCAUAGUUGGCACCGACGACAGAGGAUUGAUUUACCUCCCGAAGUAUUGCAAUAAAGAUUGCGGCUGUUCGAACGACGCCGAAUUUCGUCCCGUUUGCGACGCGAAAGGCAAGUUCACCUUCUACAGUGCCUGCCACGCUGGAUGUACUUCCAGCGACGUGAAAAACGGUAGAACGGUUUACAGCGAUUGCAGUUGCGUGGAGGAUAUGACAAAUUCGAAAGAUGGCGAAGCAUGGGACGGACCCUGCAACUCGAACGCCUGUCAACUCGGUUGGCUGAUCUUCGAGUUCGGUUCCAUGUUGGCGUACGUGUUGGGGGCCUCGUCCUUCGUCGGGGACUUGUUGGUGGCUUUAAGAUCGGUCUACGCCCAAGACAAAGCUCUGAGCAUCGGUUUCUGGAUGAUGUGGUCGGCCAUUUUUGCCAACACUCCGGGAAAAUUUCUUUACGACACGAUAGCAGACCUGACGUGCCAAUACUGGGGAAACGAGGAGAUCAGCUGUCACUUGCACGACAGUUUAAAGCUUGGCAAUUAUCUGUGUUACCUGACGGGUGGUCUAUUGAUCUUGUGCGUCCUGCUGAAGAUCGUUUUAUGGUUCCUUUGCAAGGAACUGGACCUCUACUCUCAGGAAGAAAAAGAACUUCCACCUGGCGCUGAAAUGCAACAGCUGAUGCCAAAUCCGUCGACCCCUAAAACGGUGGAGCCAUCGGACACUGCCAAUAAUGGUGAGAAAAAUAUUUCAGUAUUCCUCGAUAGACUAACAACUCUGCUUUCUAUUUUUCCAUUCGAAGACGACGCAACGACCAGAGUGGUCGUUACCAACGAAUCAGAAACGAGGCCUACCGAGUCUCCCGAACAUUCUCGAAGAGCAGAAGAAUCAUUCGACAACACGCCGCUGAAGUACGGGCCCAUAGGUCCUGGCGAUCGACGAACAGAUCCAAAGCCUUCCGUGGUUCAAACGUCGCAGAAACAAAAGUCCAACAUACGACACCUGGACACGGACGUCGAGCUGAGCUCCAGCGACGAAGAUGGCAAGAAGGACUCGAGCUCGAAGGUGCCCUACCUUCCACUGGAUCUCGACUCCGACGUGGAGAGCGAUCUAAGCAACACGGAGCCUAGAUCGCGCAAACGUAUCCACAGCAAAGACUACGAUCGCGAUCAGAACUCGAAACAAAGCUCUUCGCCCAGACCAGAGUUCCCAAAUGAUCCGAAUCACAUCGAUUUCAGGCUGGCCAGUCAGAAGAAGGAUCCAAACAGUUACUUGGACGGUUCGUCCAAGACCAGUAGCUUCGAGUUUACGAAGAACGGACGCGAGAAUGUUGUGCGCACGAAGGGUGACUUCAACGAAGUCGGUAUACCUAUAAUGGAUCCUCCUGGUUCACGUCCCCCACAAUCCGAUGCUCGUUUUUUGAAGGAUGUAAAAUCGUUGAUCAAUCGAUACGAGUUGAACAGCGACCAAGUCGAUGGGGACGGAGAAUCCGUGAAAUCUGGGGAAAGCGGUGGCCGUACAGAAUAUAAAGGCGUCGGUGGUUUUCCGUUGGUGGCCAUGGCGUCGAUGAGACCAUCCUCGAGGGCACAAUCCUCGUCGGGAUUUAGCAGUUUGGCGGACGGUAAGGUUCUUGAGAAUCGACCAGAGUCCCGAGGAAGCAGCAGCCCGGUGACAUCUAGCAAAGGAAGCAAAGGAACAUUGCACACCGAUUUCUAACGCUCGAUGGAAUCGAGCUUAAUGUUCCAAAAUUGAGGAAAGCUCUUUCUCAUUGUUU